GCUGCCCGUUCAAUUUAUUCGGGACCGCAACCGACAACCCGCUGUUGACCGGGUGUCGACAACCCAUCUUAUAACCUUUAGAUAGAUUUUCAAUAGCAUGGAGUUUUUAAAAAUGAAGAAAUAACUGCGAGGGAAAGCGGUAGUUGCAACAUUAGUCUAAUGUUAAGAGCCUAUUGUUGGAACGACAGAAAUGUACAACUUCUGCUGUAACAGAACUGUUACUAUGGAUACUGUAAACAAACAGUGUCCGGCAGCAAGGCUGCUCUUAUGCCUUGGUCAUGUUCCGGAAAACAUUCUGGAGGCACACUGUGAGUGAUGUAGUUCACUUGCAUCAAGACCAGGCUCUGAGCACGACCAUAUUCAUACUGAAAGAGUUCGGGCCAACGGGGUUCCUCUUGAAGGAGGAAGGGGAAUCCAAGAAGUUCAAAGUGUGCUUAGGAAACCCUCAUACGUGCUCCUGCCUGACAUAUGUUAAAGAGAGAGACCUCUGCAAGCAUAUCUGCUGGGUUUUGAUAAGGAAAUUCAGACUGCCUAGAGACCAUGAGUACUGUCUCCAGCUGGGCCUGGUGGACCGGCAGAUCAGCGAGAUGCUGCAGGGGGUGCACUCACCUCGGUCGCCCCACUUGGAGGACCCCCCCACCCCUGUCCUGACUGAGGAGGAUGGCUGUGUGAAGCAGAAGGAGGUGGAGGCUGAAGACGUGUGUCCCAUCUGCCAGGAGGACCUGAUGGGGAAGAGGCUGCCUGUGACCUACUGCAGGUACGGGUGCGGUAACAACGUUCACAUCUCCUGCAUGAAGGUGUGGGCGGACCACCAGGCCCGGUCGGACCCGGACAUCAUGGUGAAGUGCCCGCUCUGCAGGGAGGCCUUUGAGCCCAUGAAGGUGCUGCUGGACCAGGUGAAAAACGCCGCCAGCCUGCUGACCACGGCCGAGCGGGAGCGGCAGGACAAGCACCUGGGCGUCCUGUGCAACGGCUGCAAGGCCUGCCCCGUCACCGGCAAGUGCUUCAAAUGUGUUGUCUGCAGUUACUACCAUCUGUGUGAAGCCUGUUUCCAGGACCACUGCCAUCCACAGCAUCCCUUCGCUUUCCGUGCAAAGCGGUCGCAGCGCUGGGUUUCUCUGAGGCAUUCAGCCCGGCAGAAGUCGGGCGACUUGCAGGAAUGGGACCCCCAGUCAACAGAAGACCAAGACAGCGUUGUGAGGAGUGAGAGGGUUCCGGAGCAGAUAGUGAAGAGCCUGCUGCCGGUGGAGGUCAGGCAGGGCUCCAAGCUGCUGAAGCCCGGCCAGCAGUGCCGGCUCUGCCUGAAGAGCUUCUGUCUGGGCCAGCAGGUCAAGCACCUGCCCUGCCACCACAAGUUCCAUGCAGAUUGCGCCGACGCCUGGCUCCUGCAGUCCAACUCCUGCCCGCUGGACAGACAGGUCAUCUACAACCCCCUGACCUGGCAGCGGUCAGGGAAACAGCUCGCCCCCAAAUGCGGGCCCGGCUCAUCCGCGCGCUCCCAGCAGAAACUGAUGGACCAGCUGUUCAUCCCGGGCCAGGGGCUGCAGCUGGGCCCCUCCCACGCCCCCUCUGCCGCCCCCCCCGUCCCCCUCCCGAAGGAACCGGCCGCCAACGGGACGCACGAGCCCCCCGUUAAAAGCGGAGACGCGGACGACUCGCCGGAGCCUCGCGUUAGCCCUCCGCUCAAAGACCGCCGGGCCGUCUCCCGGAGGGACAGCCAGUCGCGAGAGCGCUCGAGCAGGGACGCGGCGAGGCUGCCCGCGGCCGCCAGGGCGGGCUGCUUCGCCAGGAGCCAGCGGCUGAAGAGAGGAGGGAAGAGCGCGGCGAGCGCCAGCGUGUGCGCGGACCGGGACCGGGACCGGCCCGAACGCGGCCCGUUUGUGGGCCUGAGCGGCCUGGAGAUGCAGGUCCACUCCAGGGAGAUGAGCGGCCUGGGCCGCACCCAGCUCCAAAAGAGACCCUCCGCCCCCAGGCCCGUCCCGGCGCCCACCAGGGGGAGGGGCCUGGUCAUCCGGAUAGCGGAGGUCCUGUCCGGCAGUCCACAUGUGGAGGUCCAGGAGUAGACCAGCCUUUUAAACAAACAAGCGUUAUUAUGCAAAUUCACAAUGUCUCUAGUUUGGCCUUCUGAAUAUAUACUUAUGUUUGCUGUCUGUUUUAUUCAGAAUAAAUCUGAAAGGCAUCAAAAUAUUGCAAAUGAAAGAGACAAAUUUAUUGUGCAUGCAUUUUUUUAAAUACAUGUUCUUGUGAUGCCCUUGGUAUUGGUUGGCUGUCAGGUUUAUUAAAAAUGUUAUUGGAUUAUGGCAGUAAUAUCCUAACCUCCUGGUUAAAGAAAUAAAUAAUUGAAAAUAAAAAAUACAUCCUAAGUCCAGUGUGUACUGUGAUAAGACAAACCAAAGUGCUUUCAUGCAGUAAAAAGAACAGUAUCAGAAUAAAGCGUUUGCAACAUUG
Anguilla anguilla (European eel) is the source of this 2448-nucleotide messenger RNA. RefSeq names its product zinc finger, SWIM-type containing 2 (gene zswim2). The transcript is spliced from 10 exons. Lineage: Eukaryota; Metazoa; Chordata; Actinopteri; Anguilliformes; Anguillidae. The record is from RefSeq and is a predicted model, not a curated record. Gene Ontology annotation, molecular function: zinc ion binding; ubiquitin protein ligase activity. The coding region runs from base 279 to 2063 and encodes 594 amino acids.